Messenger RNA from Penicillium canariense, 2301 nucleotides. RefSeq lists its product as uncharacterized. The transcript has a single exon. The record is from RefSeq and is a predicted model, not a curated record. Lineage: Eukaryota; Fungi; Ascomycota; Eurotiomycetes; Eurotiales; Aspergillaceae. Bases 1 to 2301 code for a protein of 766 amino acids.
AUGGAGGCAGUGCGAGAUUCGGUGCCUCUCCAGAGGCUCUCGCAAAGCAGCGAAGAUCGCGCGGGCGAUGAUCGUAUACCAGAGUAUGAUGGACGCGACUCGGCAUCCUCAACAUCAGGCGCUACCCCGAUGCACGAUGAGGAGCUCCCAUCCUAUAGCCAGGUUCGCUCGACUGGCCAGAUCAUAGGAAGGGGUCACAGCACGCUGCUUCAUCGCUCCGCAUGGGUGACUCUUAUCACCAUCAUCUAUGUGACCCUGGCUAUCUAUGCAUGGACCAUGACGGUGGUACUUUCGUACCACCCGAUCAAGGCCAAGUCGUGGGGAUAUAAUAUCGCCAAUGCGAUAUACGAGCAGGAGGAGUCGAAAAUCGACUUUGCGCGAUCUGCGAGGAUUUAUCGCUCUGCGCGCACACUCCAAUCCAUCGUUCAGGUCGCCACACUCCCCUGGAUCACCGCCGUAUGCGCGAGUGCCGCUGUGAUCUACACGCAGAACCAGAAAAAUACGGGACUUCGAUUGCGCCAGGUCACCACUUUGGCCGAUCGAAGGUGGGAUGACCCCUCUUUGUACUUGUCAUUGGCCCAGGGCCGGUGGAAACAGCACGGCAGCGCAUUGCUGUGGGUCGCGAUGAUCAUUUACAUAUUUGGUGCUAUCACAUAUCCCAUCCAGUCGCUCUUCCUCACCACACAAACCAUCAAGAUUCCAACCGAGCCCAGCAACCGAGCAAAGCUCAAUGAUUUCAACACCGCAGAUUAUCAGUAUAUUGUCGAAAUCGCAGCUGGCCUUGAUAUGCUUCAGACCCGGAGUGCCCUCAGCCAGGCCGAUGGCCAUACCUACUACCCUAACAUAUGGAGUAACAACAGCGGGGUGCAAUUUAUCACGCUCAACGAAUUGUCCUCUGAGACGUUCUAUUCUCAGCUACCCAAUGGAUUCAACACAGGACUGCUGCGUCAAUUCGCACCGCGUGUGAAUUCGACAGCUUCAUCCGAAACCAUCCUCGCAGACCAGUUCCCGACCAACUGCAGCACCGAGGCUGGCGCCCUUUACCUCGACUAUCAGACUACAUACACAGACCGUAAAUCUACAUACAUAUCCGAAAUCUCCAACCACAGCUACUACGGCCUCAUCGCCUGUAUGCCAGCAAGCAGCACCAAAUCCCGGUGGCAAAUGACGCGCAAUCGGCAAGACUUCACCGAAGUCCUCUACCUCAACCUGACGGGCUCAGACAUCGCCACCUCGUCUUCAGACGCCGCGGAGUAUCUCUACAAAAUUACCGUGAGCACCACAUCCGGCUACUUCGAGCUCCCCAACUACAUGAACAACAACACCCCGGGCCCCCUCCUCGAAUCCGACCCCGAGGACCUCUGCGACGAAAAAUGCAUGAACCAAUCCAGCCGGGACUCGUGGCAAACGUGGAACUAUAAGUACGCUCGCCGCUCCACCACAACAAACACAUCCACCCUCGAAGCCGGCUCGUUAUCCCCCCUCAACACAACCUACAAAGGCCCCCUCCUAAUGACCGCCCUCGCAACCUUCGGCCCCAACUCAUUUAUCGACACCUUCCCAGCUUCAUACGCCGCCAUCGAAGCAGAAAGCAAAGCCACCAGCUCCAUAGCAACGGAACUCUCAGACGCCUGCAUCGCCAAUCCGCCUCUGUCAAACCUCCUCCUCGACACAUCGGAAGGCGAAUCCCUGUGCGUCUACGCUGACAUCUGGUACGGCGAAUGGUACCCUGCAGGCUCGAGUAUCUCCCAAUGGCUGUCGUGGUUCACCAACUACGCCGACAGGCUCCCGACCGCCUUCACGGCGGCGGCGUAUCUAUCCAACGCGCAGCUGCUCGCCACGAUCCCAGGGAGCUGGUACGUGUACCAGGAUCUCGGGGAGAAUAUGGAGAUCCCGUCUAUCUCCCUGACGGGAAUUAUUGUCGUCUCUGUCCUGAUGGGCGUGUAUUUGCUUCCGCUGCUGGCACUGAGCCUGUACGCGGGGUACUUUGCGCGGUGGACGGGGCGGCUGGAUUCGUUUGCUAUGUUGCGGUUUGGGGCGUUUGCGGGGGAUAAGGUCUUUCCGAUGCUUGUUGGGCGGAAGGCGGAUUCUGUUGCCGAGCUGGAUGAGAUGUCGGGUGUUGUGAGGGAUGUGGCGAGGGCUGGGGCUGAGAAUGAGGUGAUUCCGAUUGGGAGGUUGGGGUUUGGGGAGGGGAGGAAGUUGAAGAGUAAGAGGAGGUAUGAGUGUUUUAAGGGGGAUGAUGAGCCGUUGAAUCCGCAGGAGUUUCAGAGAGUCCAGUGGAGGGUGCACCAUAGAGGGUGA